Molecule: messenger RNA, 2214 nt
Organism: Laetiporus sulphureus 93-53
Lineage: Eukaryota; Fungi; Basidiomycota; Agaricomycetes; Polyporales; Laetiporaceae
Product: phospho protein phosphatase PPZ
Exons: 5
Coding region: 285-1739 (484 amino acids)
Cellular component (GO): nucleus; cytoplasm
Molecular function (GO): protein serine/threonine phosphatase activity
Source: RefSeq, a predicted model, not a curated record
GGCUGCACUAGCAAGCCCAGUUGGUCGACGCCUAUCCUCAUUGCAGCUCGUUUCCUCCUAUCUCUCUCCGUUUGUAAUAUAGACGUCGUCCUCGCCGCUCCCGGCAACAUUGACGACGAAACGAUCGUCACACUUUUCAUACCCGAUCCCAUUCUUACAUCGUUCCGACAAAUUAGUCCAAGCUGGCGCCUACACUCCUGUCUGUCUUCACUUCCAGACUUGCUAGGUCCCGGGCGCACUGUCCCCAGCCAGGCUCGCCAUCGACUUCACCUCAGGCCCUCCCAAUGGGCCAAACGCAAUCCAAGAGCCGUCGCAAGGGUGGAAAGGACAAGGACAACGGCACCGCAGAACCUGCCACGCUCUCUGACGUCGUAAAUGGCGACGAUAGUCCACGGCAAAGCCACUCUUCUCGACCUACCACCGCAGACGCAGCCAGCGAUUCCCAAACAUGUAUUUCUACGGACGGAAAGCCAGACAUCAACGUCUCGAGACCCGAUGGCUCCGUGUUGCAGAACGGACACAGCCCACGACCUACCGGUCAUGAUACCCUUUCACCUCCCCACCCGAACUCGUCCACGAAAGAUGCUCAUCUCCCAUCACCGGCUACAUCCACUUCGCCCUCCACCUCACCAUCCUUGUCCGCCAAGCCGCCUCCGCUGGACAUUCCCAUGACUCAGACCAUUCUUGCAAACUCGUCACCGUAUCCAACCCCAGGAUCCACCAAUAGUUUUAGCGUGGAUCCUCUGUCAGUGUCGAAUGGAGCACGGACCGGGGAUCGAAUGAAGCAACUCGAUAUCGACGACAUGAUCCAACGGUUGCUAGACGUUGGUUACACCGGCAAAGUCAGCAAGUCACUGUGUCUCAAGAAUGCGGAGAUUGUCGCAAUAUGUCAAACAGCACGCGAGGUGUUUUUGAGCCAGCCCACACUCAUUGAGCUGUCCCCGCCUGUCAAGAUUGUGGGAGAUGUCCAUGGCCAAUACUCGGACCUCAUACGGCUGUUCGAGAUGUGUGGCUUUCCUCCUGCGGCCAAUUAUCUGUUCCUUGGCGACUACGUCGACCGAGGAAAGCAGAGUUUGGAGACGAUAUUGCUCCUCCUAUGUUAUAAGAUCAAGUAUCCAGAGAACUUCUUCCUGUUGCGCGGCAACCAUGAAUGUGCCAACGUCACGCGAGUUUACGGUUUUUACGACGAAUGUAAGAGACGGUGUAACAUCAAGACGUGGAAGACAUUCGUUGACGUGUUCAACUGCCUCCCUAUUGCUGCCAUCGUUGCGUCGAAGAUAUUCUGCGUACAUGGGGGUCUUUCACCGUCAUUACAUUCUAUGGAUGAUAUCAAACGCAUUCAGCGGCCGACGGAUGUUCCCGAUUAUGGUUUGUUGAACGACCUGUUAUGGUCAGAUCCAUCGGAUACCGCUGUCGACUGGGAGGAUAAUGAAAGAGGGGUCAGCUAUUGCUUUGGAAAAUCAAUAAUCAACGAUUUUCUGGUGCGCUACGACAUGGACCUCAUUUGCCGUGCGCAUAUGGUAGUGGAGGACGGAUACGAAUUCUGGAAUGAGCGGACGCUCGUCACCGUGUUCAGCGCGCCAAACUACUGCGGCGAAUUUGAUAACUAUGGUGCAUGCAUGAGUGUUUCUGAGGAGUUAUUGUGCGCAUUUGAGCUGCUCAAGCCAUUGGACGGUCCAGCCUUACGGAAAGAGAUGACGAAGGCGAAGCGGAAGACCUUAAUGGCUACUACGACUUGACCUAGUCAAGAGAUAUCCUGGAAUGGUGGGUAUACGAUUAUAAUUGGUGGAUUUGCUUUGGCUACAGCACAAGUCGGCCAGCAGACGUGCGGUUGCGCCAAGAUCCGCAGCUAGAGGAGGACGUCAGGAGGCCGUCACUUGUGCUUACUUGCCACUCUUGCUUCUGCUUUGCUGCCUUGGUGGACGAGGCAGUUGCGCGCCCCUGCCUGUCAUGUUACGCUAACUUAACUUAAUCCUGUCCUCUAUCAUCAUCCCGUUCAAGCCGCGGCUCUCAGUAAUCACUGGGAUCCCGGACUUCUGUCGUGUACGAUAUUCGCGCAUAUAUCGAGGUCCACGUGGGCUUGAUCACUUGCAUUGUUUGUUCUCGUACUAUCUCGCUGCUGGUUCAACUUCCUCAUCUGCAUUCCGGUCCAUUAGCUGUCCAAUUUUGUGCUGUAGCUACAUUUGUCGAAAUACGUAUUCAUUGUCGCCGGGG